AUGAGUCAGACGUACAGAAUCGCACUUCUCCAACUCCAGUCAAAGUCCCUCGACGUAGAGGACAAUUACGAGAGGGCUACCAAGCUAAUCAGCGAUGCUGCCUCGCAAGGAGCACAUCUUGCCGUGCUACCGGAGUAUCAUCUAACCUCAUGGGUUCCGGAUCAUCCUGACUUUUGCUCUGCAAUUCAGAAGUCUAGCCAGUACCUCUCUCAAUACCAGACCCUAGCAAAAACCCUCAAUAUCAGCAUCGUCCCCGGUACAAUCUGCCACGUGAACAAGGAAGCCGCUGGAUCUCUUUCACAGAGUUCAGCCGGGACCGAGAUGGUCAACAUUGCCUACUUCAUUGCUGCUGGUACCGGCGAGAUCCUCAGUUCCUAUCAGAAGAGAAACCUGUGGCACCCGGAACGUCCACACCUCACGGCAGGACACGAUCCACACAGAGCAUUUGACUUGCCUCUGACCCGCGAGGAUGGACGCAAAUUCCGCGCUGGACUGCUGAUCUGCUGGGAUCUGGCCUUCCCAGAGGCAUGUCGACAGCUCGUUGCCGACGGAGCGGACCUAAUUGUCGUUCCAUCGUUCUGGCAUCUUUCAGACAUUGAUUUGGUUGGCAAAAUGCUCAAUCCAAGUUCUGAAAAGAUAUUUCUCGAGAGCGUCACUGUUGCGCGUGCUUAUGAGAACACCUGCGCAAUCGCACUUUGCAACUCUGGGGGGUUCAGUCAAGUCGCCAUGCCCAUGCUGGGCUGCCUGGGAAAACUGGAGCCAGAGAUGGAGGCAACAAGCAUUGUGGAUAUUGAUUUUGAUGUCCUUCGCAUUGCCGAAACCAAUUACAAGAUUCGUGAGGACAUGGAACGUAGUGGGUGGGAGUACAGAGGCAGUACCACAGAAGGUUGA
Ilyonectria robusta is the source of this 891-nucleotide messenger RNA. Its product is annotated as carbon-nitrogen hydrolase. The coding region runs from base 1 to 891 and encodes 296 amino acids. The transcript is spliced from 2 exons. Lineage: Eukaryota; Fungi; Ascomycota; Sordariomycetes; Hypocreales; Nectriaceae. Gene Ontology annotation, molecular function: hydrolase activity, acting on carbon-nitrogen (but not peptide) bonds, in linear amides. The record is from RefSeq and is a predicted model, not a curated record.